Salvia hispanica is the source of this 2399-nucleotide messenger RNA. The record is from RefSeq and is a predicted model, not a curated record. NCBI's taxonomy places the organism in Eukaryota, Viridiplantae, Streptophyta, Magnoliopsida, Lamiales, Lamiaceae.
UGCCAAUCCGUUCAUCCCUCUUCUCUCUACAGAGACCACACUCUCCUCUCUGCGUGUGUGUCUCUUGUUGUCGUUGUCUUUCGUAAAAUCUGCACUCCUCUUUCCUAUCGCAAUUAAUUAAGCACUGCCUCCUUAAUUUCCAAAAUUGCUUCAAUUUGACCGCUGUUAUGGGGGAUUUUCAAUAGGAAAAAGGACUCACAGAGAGAAUCAAUCAAUAUGAAGUCCGAAGAUUAUUAUUCGACCCCCAGUGAGUUCUCUCUUCCACAUUUUACCACAACGAAUGAGCCGAUUCAAUGUAUUCGAUGUAACUACUUAUAGCAACGUGAUGGACUAUUAUGCAACCAACCCUGGACCAAUUGAUGAUUCCAUUUUAAAAGAUCAAGAUAAGCAUGUUUCAGCUGCAGUUUGGGAGGGACAGGAGAGAGGUGCACUUCGAUGCCAUGAGCAUACUUCAAAGCUUGAUCGUUGGCUACUUACUGAGAGUCAAAUUGAAUUAGUUAAGAGGGCUGGAUUUGGCUAUUUGAGAUUAAUCCCCGCAAUUAGUCUUGAUAAUCCACUCAUAUCUGCUCUAGUGGAGAGAUGGAGGAAAGAAACUAAUACAUUUCAUAUGACUGUCGGGGAAAUGACCAUAACACUCGAAGAUGUUGCUUACUUGCUUGGACUUCGAAUCGAUGGUGAACCUGUAAUAGGUGUAACGUACACAACCUGUGAUUCAGUAUGUAUCAAAUAUCUGGGUAAAGCACCAGAUUCAGGGUACACGAGUGGUGGGAUGGUGAAGCUGAGCUGGCUGAAAGAAACUUUCUCCAUAUGCCCUGAAGAUGCUUCCAUUGAAGACGUCGAGCGCCACACUCGUGCCUACCUUCUAUAUCUUGUUGGUAGCACAAUUUUUUCAACCACGACCGGUAAUAAAGUGCCAGUUAUGUACCUCCCAUUAUUUGAGAAUUUUGAUGAAGCUGGGAAGUAUGCAUGGGGUGCAGCAGCGUUGUCCUUCUUAUACAGGGCACUUGGUAAUGCCUCCCUUAGAUCGCAAAGCACUAUUAGUGGCUGUUUGACGCUGCUACAGUGCUGGAGUUACUAUCACCUCAAUGUUGGUCGGCCUAAACUUCAUCAUGAUCCUAUCCAUGAAUGUUUUCCUUUUGUACUUAGGUGGAAAGGGAAACAGAGCGGUCCAACCUCAAAUCGUGACGUGGUCUUCUACCGUAAAGCUUUGGAUUCUCUAAAAGCUACCGAUGUUGAUUGGUGUCCGUAUGCAAAUAUCAGCCAUACUAUUAUACCUGAGAGCAUCUUAAACCAACUCAUUCUCGGAAGAUCCAAGACAAUGUUGAUUUGCUUCGACAAGGCAGAAAGACACCUUCCAGAUCGUUGCCUAAGGCAGUUUGGCAUACAUCAAAUGAUCCCGGAAGAAGUGCAGCAUUGGGAAAGGAAGACCCGUGGUGUUGAUGGCGGGGUAGAUCUAUCUGGGAAAAUGGAGGCAGAGAUAAAUGAAUGGGAAAAUCGCCGUUUCCAUAUUGUGGAGGCUGAGGAAGUCCUCGAUGAGGGCCAAUACGUGAACUGGUACUCAAGAAUCACGCGGAGGCUGGUAGGAAGGCCUAUACCUAUCUCAUCAGAGUUUCAGAGAAUGAAUUCUGCACUGAGGGACAUUGCACAUGUAGCAGAUACCCUCUCGACGCACGGAAUGGACGACCUACAAAUACAGUCUGUUACGAGAAUCAGGUACAUCGCACAUGAAUGCCUGAGGGAUCAUGCUGGAGCAUCAACCGUGUCCUUGGACAACUCAGAGAGUGAGGCUGUCAAGAAGAUCAGAGGAAAGGAAAGGGUAAGAAGGGGUACAAGUAAACGCAGACGAAAAGAUGAUCCUGAGGAAUUCUAUGCGUCAGGCAUGCAUAUCCAAGUGUAUAACGUGCCCAAUGAGGUUGAUCACGAACAAAAUCUGGGCCUCCCACGGAUUCCUGGUCACGCCUUAUCACCCACUCAGAGAAUCGGUGGGGUGAUGGAAAACAACGGCACUAAUGAAGUUGACCAGCACGAAGUCGAAGAAGUUGAUGAAGACCACCUUUCUCAUGGAUCGGAGGAAAAUCCAUGUGAGUCCCUUACUAAUGUUGGUGUUGGAGAGCAGCCCUCGCUGGGAACUAGUGAGGACGUGACCCACCCGAAUGAUUUCAGUGUCACAGUGUAGUUGGUUGAACGAUGUUAAUGCCCAGUGUUUUGAGGAAAUAUCACGGUGACAUGUGGCCGACAUCUGUUGGGGAGUUUAGUUUCCGACUUGGUCGGAGAUGGCAAGGUUCCUUGAGUCGUCUUGUAAAUUGGAAGUGUUUCAGAUUGUAGAAUAUUGAUAGAUUUUCUAUACUUAAAUCAGAUUGUUGGUUUGGCUUCUAUAACGAGAUUUGAUUGUGCAAUCA